Messenger RNA from Hypanus sabinus (Atlantic stingray), 3491 nucleotides. RefSeq names its product myocyte enhancer factor 2b (gene mef2b). Gene Ontology annotation, biological process: positive regulation of transcription by RNA polymerase II. Gene Ontology annotation, molecular function: RNA polymerase II cis-regulatory region sequence-specific DNA binding; protein dimerization activity; DNA-binding transcription factor activity, RNA polymerase II-specific. Bases 887 to 2125 code for a protein of 412 amino acids. The transcript has 11 exons. The record is from RefSeq and is a predicted model, not a curated record. Lineage: Eukaryota; Metazoa; Chordata; Chondrichthyes; Myliobatiformes; Dasyatidae.
GAGCUUGCAACUUUCUUGUAACAAACAUCAGCUGGAGCCUCACGUGGGGCGGUGGGUUUCUGAGAGUUGGAGCCGGUGUUUGCCGUUUCUUCCAUCUGUUCCCGUGUGGCUGAGAGUCGGAGCUCACUCCUUCUCCAUCCGUUCUCGUGUGGCUGAAAGUCGGAGCCGGCGUUCGCCGUUUUCUCUAUCCGUCCCCUCGUGACAGAGUCGGAGCCAGUGUUUGCCGCUUCCUCCAUCCAUCCCCGUGGGGCUGAGAAUCGGAGCUGGUACUCGCUACUCCCUGCAUCCGCCUCUGUGUGAAGGGAAGCCGCUGAGAGACAGUUCCAGCUCCGCUCCGGGGGUCAUGAAGGCGGGCACCGGACAGGACGCACACUGACACCGGCUGUCAUUCGCUGGGCUCUCCGCACCACACAGUGAGAUCUGACGCGGGACUCACUCCUCCGUCUCUGCCGCUGACUUGCUCUGCACAGCUGCACCGCCAACACUCUGCAAACCCCGAAAAGGAACGAGGCGGUGCGUCUGAAAAGUAGCAGACUUCUUGUUUUUGUCUGACUCGAACAAACGUGUUUACUCGUCUCCUGCUCUGGAUUUUCCGUUCUGUUGGUUGUCAGAAGGUUUUAUUCAGCAAACGCUGGAAGAGUGGAUUCGGGAGCGAUCGAUUUCACAUGGUCAGACUUUGCCUCAGGAUCCCUCUGAUGGAAGUGUAGUCACUCCCAGCAGCAGCACCACCCACAAACCACGCAGAGGAUCCAUCUGCCCCUCUGUUGGAAGGAACUGACUCCACGGCCGCUCUCUGAGGGAAGAGCAGGUAAUGACAACAAACGAAACCUCUACCUGAAUUUGAAACGUCAGAGAGGCGGACGGUAGGAUAAUCGGAGAGUGGAAAAUGGGAAGAAAGAAGAUUCAGAUCUCCCGGAUUGUUGACCAGAGGAAUCGACAGGUGACCUUCACCAAGCGGAAGUUUGGUCUGAUGAAGAAGGCGUAUGAGUUGAGCGUGCUGUGUGACUGCGAGAUCGCCCUGAUCAUCUUUAACAGCACCAAUCGGCUCUUCCAGUAUGCCAGCACGGACAUGGACCGCGUCCUGCUCAAGUACACAGAGUACAGUGAGCCUCAUGAGAGCCGCACCAACUCCGACAUCCUUGAGACACUAAGGAAGAAGGGUUUGAAUGGCUGUGAGAGCCCAGACCCAGACACCGAUGACCCGAUGGAGCCUAACCUGGAUGUCACUGACAAAUACAGGAAGUACGAAAUGGUGAAUCACAUGACAAACAGACAGAGGGUUUGUCCAGGUGGACUACCUAACCACGAAGCCUCCAUACACUCUGUGGCACAGGGUGCCACUGGUCUGGCCUACAGUAACCCAGCCGGGUCCAUCCUAAACCGGGGACCACUGCCUGUUGUAUCUCGAAACCCUCACACGUCAGGGCUGACGUCACAAGUGUCCACAAUCUCCCAUUCAGGUGCUGGUUACCUGAACACCCACAUCCCAUCGGGGAUGCUGGGCUCUCCCAGUGACCUCAACAGGAACAUGACGCCAAGGUCACCGACCCCAGUGAGCCUUGGCCCUGACAGUCGCAGAGGGGAUCUCCACAACGUCUCCACUGGCUCCAGGAACAUGGCUACUCCACUGAGAACAAAUACAUCAACUGGUCAUCCCAGCUCGUUGAUGGUUACCAUGGCAAACCCUGGUGUAACUGGCCAUGGGCUGGGAGGUUACUCCAGCGCUGUCACCGGGUACUCACUUCCUGACAACGCUCCAGUGUCUGUGUACAACCCACCGGGGACAGCACAUCAGGACCAAGCCUCCACCUGGCACUUACGACAACAUCCUCAUCAGCACCAGGCCAACCUUCAGCCCUCCGCACACCCCCCUCUUGGGGUCAGCAGCCCCUCCCAGCUGCCCCAUCCGUCCUUCCCGAUGGUCAGCGUCAAGUCGGAGCGGGCCUCCCCCCACAGCGAGAGCGGCGGCGGUGGCAGCGGCUUGUUCCAGCACCUCGGAUCCUGCAACGACCCCAAGGAUUACGGCAAGACCUUCCCAUGCCCGAUCGUGCUGAGCCGGCCGCAAUCGUGCGAAGACGGUCUCAGCGCCAAGCGGCUGCGCCUGGCCGACCGGUGGCAGAGAUGACGGAUUGAGUGGCGGCUACCGGUCCCGCUCCCGGUUCCCCGGGCAAGAUCCGUCCGCCACCUCGAACCCUCUGAGAACCAGGCUGGCGCGACUCCCCGCCGCCUCCUCCCGCGGCCUCUGCGUGCUGGGGGACACACCUUCGGUGCCCCUUUUCCAGGGUCACUGGGGGCAGUUCCCCUCCUACCCCCUGCCCCGUGUCUCGGUUCUCUGGUGAUCUAGUGGUUAGGAUUCGCCGCAUUCACCGCCAUUCUCCGGGUUCAAUUCCCCGUCAGGGAAACGUGACGGAGCAUCGAUCUCCAAUGGCCAGGCGAGUUCCUGAACUCCAGGCUGAUGGUCCUUCACCACUGGGCACCUCUCCCUCUCCACUCACCCACCCGCCGCUGGUCUGCAACGCCGGAGCUGCGCGGGCCUGGGGAAUGAAUGAAUCUAGUGACACUGCCCACCGGACCAGCUACCUCAAUGCUGGGGUGGGUAGCCAUCUUUGGGGAUGCAUUCCUGCCGUCAUCAACCAGCGGGGGUGGGGGGAGGAAUCCCAGCUCGGGGCGACCCAACACCAGACUUACUUAUCGUGAAAGGACAGGCGGGGGAGCACCCGUCUGAUGGAAGGUGGGGGCGGGAGGGGCUGAGCACGCACCCUCGAGAGCGCUUCCCACGGCCGGAACAGUGGUCCCUGCAAAGACCUCCCUCCCACACCAGCAGCGGCGAGAUGCGAGACGGGGAAAAACCCCGCCGGACGGAAGGCGGCGGUUCGCGGGACACCUCAAGACCAGGGUACUCCACUACAGAGCUCUCUCCGGGGGCGUCCGACAAUUCAGCUCUCGGUGGAGGAAGUGUCUGGGGGCAGUCCUGAGUUUCUUGACCACUCGUGGUCGCUACAAAUUUCUCCCGGGAAUCCCGGUCUUUGACGGUUGUGUUCUGUUUAACGUUGGCCUGAUUCACAAAGUGAUCAUUUUUGGUUAAAUUUCCUUGUGUUUAUUUUUAAAAGUGAAAGUUUCUUCGCAGUGCGAACGGACUUUAGAGUCACUGUCUCUCUUCCUUUUGUAUCAUGUGGAACCCGGUUAAUGCCGGGGUGCGUCGGGCAAACUGUGCAAGGUCACCAUCGGCUUCUGGCACCGGGGGCGCGGUUCGACCAACAACCCGAUUCUCGCUAGCCCAGAGGUUCAGACCGACACUCCCCGGGACACCACCUGACUGUGUACCAUCUUGGAAUGUUUGGAGGGUUUCCAGAAGGUUCUCGAGCAUGGCAAAUGUUGAUUUUUCACUGCCCAGUCGACGCACAUCAAACCCCUCAGAAUGGAGGGGAUUCUUCCGUGAAAUCACUGUUUUAUUAAGUUAACAAAAAAAAACAAAUAAAGUUCUUAUUGCA